AUGCACCAAACGGCUUUAAAAUGUCCAUUUUUGUUUCUUGAGAAAAUCCAGUGCAGUAGCUUCUUGUGCCAUCCUCAUUACACCUUUGUCCAGGACACUGCAAAAAGCCCGGAGGCCAGAGCCAAGUCGGCCGUGCGCGUGCGGCUGGAGGACAGGUUCAACAGCAUCCCGGCGGAGCCGCCCCGCGCGCCGGAGCCCCCGGAGCCCGCGGCCGCCCUCAACAAUUUAGUAACGUUGAUCCGGCAGCCGUCGGAGCUGAUCCCUCUUCACCAGCACCAGAAUAAAUGCGCUCCCCUCGUGAAGAGCAAGCCCGCGGCGCUGCAGUUCCCGUACCCGCUGCUGGCCAUGAACGCGUGCCCGGCGCCCGCGGGCGCCGCCGCUGCCGCGCACCCGCAGACCUCUGGAACGUCCUGCACUAUUUUGGAAGCUGCCAAACAUCAAGACCUGGGGUUACCCAGAACGUUCUCUUUCUGUUAUCAUCAGGAAAUUGAAUCCACGAAGCAGGCAGUGGGUGCUAGGAAUAAGGCUUUGCCUGAGCAAGUUUGGAUCAAAGUUGGAGACGCCUUGUGCAAGCAGGCGCUGAGCAAGCGGAGCCGCAGCCGGCUGAGCCCCCCGGAGCCGGCGGAGCGCAAACCCCUGAGCGAGAUCCAGAACACGCGCGAGGGCGCGGGCGCCGCGGCGGCGCCGGGGCAUUGGACGGAUUUCGCUUUACCUCCAAGAAAAAGCAGCACGGGGGAUAAAGUGCGCAGAAUCCGGAUUUGCUGUGAUGAACUGAAUCUCCUGGUUCCGUUCUGUACUGCUGACACCGACAAGGCAACAACGUUACAGUGGACAACUGCUUUUCUGAAGUACAUUCAUGAAAGGCAUGGAGACUCUCUGAAAAAGGAAUUUGAGACUGUGUUCUGCGGUAAAACAGGCAGAAGACUAAAAAUAGCAAGAUCAGACUCAUUUGUAGCGUGUCCAGUGCAGGAAAACGCACCCGGCUUUGGGGACCAAGUCGUCUGA
Tinamus guttatus (white-throated tinamou) is the source of this 1005-nucleotide messenger RNA. Lineage: Eukaryota; Metazoa; Chordata; Aves; Tinamiformes; Tinamidae. The record is from RefSeq and is a predicted model, not a curated record.